Molecule: messenger RNA, 1138 nt
Organism: Lycium ferocissimum
Lineage: Eukaryota; Viridiplantae; Streptophyta; Magnoliopsida; Solanales; Solanaceae
Product: protein MIZU-KUSSEI 1-like
Exons: 2
Coding region: 123-887 (254 amino acids)
Biological process (GO): hydrotropism
Source: RefSeq, a predicted model, not a curated record
CAUUUGCAUGCAUGCAUGCAAAUUCAACAUCCUUAAUUAAUCUCUCUUUUCACUUUUCUCCAUCUCUCUGUGUGUAAUUUUCCCUCUUCCAUUGCUGGUUACCCUAAAAACGGAAACCGGCAAUGGAUCAGGAACCACCACAAUCAUCAUCAACACCAAGAACAAGCGUAUCAUCGUCAUCUUCUUCUUCAAUAACGUCGAAAAAACCUCCACCACCAACAACUCCACCAUUAUCCCUCCUUGAACCGGCUGAUUCUACCAAGAAAAAAAGCCGGACUAGGGUUUUUCGAGUUUUUCGUAACGUUUUUCGAUCAUUCCCUAUUAUAACACCUGCAUGCAGACUCCCUUCUCUCCCCGGUGGUCGGUUACCGGACAGUAAUAGCCGUAUAAUCGCCGGUUCAAGAAUCACCGGAACGUUGUUUGGAUAUCGAAAAGGACGUGUUAGUCUUUCCAUUCAAGAAAACCCUAGGACUUUUCCUACAGUUGUUCUUGAACUGGCUUUGCAAACCAAUGUUUUGCAGAAGGAAAUGAAUCUUGGCAUGGUGAGGAUUGCUUUAGAAUGUGAGAAAAGGGACAAAAAGGAGAAGAUAAAUCUUCUUGAAGAACCAUUAUGGACCAUGUAUUGUAAUGGCAAAAAAAAUGGCUAUGGUGUGAAAAGAGAAGCUACAGAAGAAGAUCUCAAUGUGAUGGAGAUUAUCAAGCCGGUGUCGAUGGGCGCCGGCGUCUUGCCCGGAAAAUCCGACGUGGAAGGGCCGGACGGCGAGAUGACGUACAUGAGGGCACAUUUUGAACGUGUGGUUAAAUCAAAGGAUGCUGAAACCCUAUACAUGCUGAGCCCAGAUGCAAAUGAUGGACCUGAAUUGAGUAUUUUCUUUGUAAGAAUAUAAUGAGUGUACAAUGAUCUUUGGGUCUUUUAAUUUUAUUAUUAGUUGGAUCCCCUCUAAAAAUGAUUAGUGAGGGAUUUAUGGUAGAGUUUAAGCUAUAUAUAUCGUCAGUGUAAGAAUUGUUUUACACAAUCAGGUCACCAGGGUCAGGAGCAAGCUACAAUUCUGAUUAUGGAUGCAACAGAAUUCAUUAGCUUUAUCCUAGCACGUUGUAAUUGUGUUAAAAAAAUUAUUUAAUAUGUAUAAAUUAUCUA